UCUUCUUCAGCUGUUUUGUGAUAAAGUUUGUUCGUUUUUGUUUGUAGAGGAAAUGCAUUAUUUCAAUUGAUAUUUAUUUUAUUUAAACAAGUGCGAAAGUGAAAUUAUAAAUCAAAUUUAAUGCCACAUUAAUGUUAAUUGAAAUCGAAAGAAUACAAAUUGUUUUAAAAAUAAACGUGAUAAGAAAAGUAAUAUUAAAGAAAAAUAAUUUAUACGGGGCCUACAACAAAAACAAACAUAUGACGUAAAAUUUAUUAACGACGCAAAAUAUUAUUACAAAAACAAAGGAUUAAAACUAUUUUAUAAAACAAAUGAAAUUUUUAUUAAGUUGAACAAAAAAGUAUUCUGGGGGCGUUGUACCAUUGAAAAACAUAUUGGAUUAUAAUGCUCAAGUAUGAUACAAUCAGUAACGACGAUCGUGAGCCAUUGGUCAGCAAUGUGCUACAGUUCGCUGCAGAAGAUGAAGAAGGAGACACAGACGAUAUUUAUGCGGGCGGUUUCAUAGAUGAACAAUCACAGCAUGACAAUGAUAAUUUUAUGCCCACCACUCUUCCCCAUCGUACUUAUGAUGAUGAUUUUCACAAUAUUGAAUUGCAAAGUCAUAUUCAGAUCUCAGAUGCACCUGUUGAUCAUUGGAAUUAUACUUACGUUGUAUUUUAUUUACUAGGUAUUGCAACUAUGACACCAUGGAACUUUUUUAUAACGGCAGAAGAUUAUUGGAUGUUCAAAUUUCGUAAUACCACAUUAAAUGACACGACUGAUACGAGUCCCGAUCUGACGCCAAUGCAAAAAAGUUUUGCCUGUGAUUUAACUUUAACCGCCUCCAUUUCUGGCACUACUUUUUUAAUACUUAAUGCGAUCUAUGGCCAAAAAGUUUCUUUGCGUUUGAAAAUGUUGGGAACAUUACUUGUAAUACUCUUAAUAUUUAUAAUAACAACAGCAUUUGUAGAAGUAAACACGGACAAAUGGCAAGAACAAUUUUUUCUAAUAACGCUCUUCACAGUGGUGAUAAUAAAUAUUUGUUCUGCUACCAUGUCUGGUGGUAUUUUUGGUAUUGCUGGAUUAUUUCCCUCCGAAUACAUGACGGCUGUGGUUAGUGGGCAAGCUUUGGGUGGUAUUUUUACAGCUCUAACAUUCCUGGUCGUUUUAACUUUUGGAGCUGCUCCAAAUGUAACCGCAUUUAUUUAUUUCAUUAUUGGCAGUGUUCUUAUCCUGAUCAACAUAAUUUGCUAUGGCAUUUUGGAAAGAAAUGAUUUCUUCAAAUAUUAUGUUGAGGGCGGGGAUAAAUUUAAAAUUAUCUACGAUAAUCCCACUCAUAGUCGCAUGGUUGAUCGAGGCAUACCAUUGGAUCCGAAUGUUAACGAAGUUUUUAGUAAAAUUUAUGUUCACGCUGUAACUAUUUGUUUACUUUAUUCUACGACACUUUCUGUCUACCCAUCCGUAACAAUACUCAUGCAAUCGGAGAAUUAUGGUCAGGGCAAAGCUUGGAACGAUAUUUACUAUAUGCCUGUUGUCAAUUAUUUGUUCUUUAAUUCUGGUGACUAUUUCGGUCGUAUUAUUUGUGGUCUUUUUGAAAGACCCCGCAAAAACGUUCAUACUGUUCUAAUGAUGGUGGUCUUACGUGUGCUCUAUAUACCAUUUUUAUUGUGUUCCAACACAAAUUUACACAAUUUUAUGCCGACACUUGUUCAUUCAGAUGUGGCAUUUAUAAUAAUGAUUAUAACGUUUGCUUUAAGCAAUGGCUAUAUCACAAAUAUUCUUUUAAUAAUGGCUCCCAGGUGUGUAAAGCAGCAUGAAAAAGAAAUGGCAUCUUCGAUUAUGGCGGCUUCUCUAAGUUGUGGUUUAGCCUUAGGUUCAAUGUUGAGCAUGAUUUUUGUCCAAAUGCUUUAAAUUCAAUAAAUGGAGUUCAUCAGCAGGGUGCCUUGGCUUCGAGAUUUUAAACAUAUGGAGUCUAAAUACGAAACAGAACAACGAUUUAUUGCCAUUUUAAAUAUUAUUAAACAAUUUCUUUCUUAAUGUUAAUUUUCUGUCAUGUUUUCUAUACAUAUCAUAAAUCAUUAAUAUUUUUUAUUCAUUUUAAUGUAGUAGAUUU
Molecule: messenger RNA, 2092 nt
Organism: Lucilia cuprina (Australian sheep blowfly)
Lineage: Eukaryota; Metazoa; Arthropoda; Insecta; Diptera; Calliphoridae
Gene: Ent1
Product: equilibrative nucleoside transporter 1
Exons: 6
Coding region: 385-1890 (501 amino acids)
Biological process (GO): nucleoside transmembrane transport
Cellular component (GO): plasma membrane
Molecular function (GO): nucleoside transmembrane transporter activity
Source: RefSeq, a predicted model, not a curated record